Molecule: messenger RNA, 195 nt
Organism: Acaulospora morrowiae
Lineage: Eukaryota; Fungi; Glomeromycota; Glomeromycetes; Diversisporales; Acaulosporaceae
Source: the annotation of a GenBank genome assembly
UUGCAUUGUGUUGGGGAUUUACCAACCCAUUCAUCAAAAAAGGGAGUGUGGGACUGGAGAACAUUAAGCACGAGUCAUGGAUAAAGCAAAUACUCGGAGAAAUUUGGUUUCUUGCCACCAGAUGGCAGUUUAUUGUACCAUUAUUGUUGAACCUAGGCGGGUCCGUGGUUUAUUAUUAUACGCUUGGUCAUGCUG